Messenger RNA from Cuscuta epithymum, 1936 nucleotides. The record is from the annotation of a GenBank genome assembly. Lineage: Eukaryota; Viridiplantae; Streptophyta; Magnoliopsida; Solanales; Convolvulaceae.
CGUGAAAACUGAAAAUGGAGUCAAAAGUAAGAGUAUAUGUUCGGCAGUAGCCACCAAUCAACAGUUGAGUGGACAGUCCUAAAUCCGUCUGUCAGCGAGAUAUAUGAGACAAAGAAUCAGCAGUGAGAAGGGCUGUUCAGAUGCUCAGUGAAUGGGGAAAUCCGGCGAUCGGCAUCUGCCACUGCACCACCGCCAGCUCCCAAACGGGUCUGGCCCAGACGGUGGUUCGUCGUACCUCUCUAGAUUUUUCCCGGUGUUCAAUUUCAAGUGCAUCUUUGUCGUGUUACUAGCCGUCGUUGUCUUUCUGUCGGCCGUGUUCUGGGUCCUACCUCAUCACUCCAACCACCGAUCUGGGUUUGAUGCAAAAGACUCGACCAUACUCAGCUCAUCUGUUCAAGCAUCCUUCCAGCUGGAUAAAGCAGUUUCAGAUAUAACCCCGUACAUCGAUAGACUAGAGUACAAUAUAUUUGGUGAGAUAGGUGUCCCUUUUACAAAGGUUGCAGUUCUACAUGUUCACUCGGCUGGCGUAUCAUCUAACCAUACCAAUGUGACAUUCGGUGUCCUUUCUGAUCCAGUGGACAUACCAAUAAAUUCAGUGUCUCUGAAUUUGCUGAGAUCUUCUCUUCUGGAUGUAUUUCUGCAACAAGCUAAUCUGACCUUGACCACCUCGGUUUUUGGACAGUCAUCUUCUUUCCAGAUUUUGAAGUUUCCAGGGGGGAUGACUUUAAAUCCUGAUUAUAAUUCUCCGUUUUGGCAAGAACAGAUUCUUUUCAGUUUUAAGCUCAACAAUUCAAUUGGUGAAAUAAAAGAGUAUUUUGUUGAGUUCAAAGAGGAGCUGAGAUCAGGGUUACGUCUCCGACAAUGUGAGAAUGUUUUUGUGCAAGUGAAUAACAAAAAGGGCUCCACAGUGGACCCUCCAGUUACAAUUGAAGCUUCAAUUGUUUCAGACAGAGGACACCUUACAUGGGAUCGAUUAAGAGAAUUGGCUAAUAUCAUUACCGGAUCCUCGCAUGCAAGGAAUCUUGGUCUUGAUAACUCUGUUUUUGGCAAAGUUAAGGAAAUAAGUCUUUCUUCCCUUCUGAAUCAUUCACUACAGGCUUUGCCGCCAGCUCCUUCUCCGUCCCCACUGCAAAAUCAUCCCAAGGGACCAUCUUCACCGUCCUAUGCCCACACUCCUUUGCCCAGUCAGCACUGGCAUAGAAGUCGCAGUCCAGAGAUAUCCCCAGCCCACUCCCCCGUAUCUCAUGGCUUCUCCAAUAGAGGACACCAUCAGGACAAAGGAAACCCAAAAAGUAUCGCACCUGCGCCUGCGCCUGCGCCCUCAAUAUCAUCCUCUGAUCCUUCUUGCGAAAGGGGAUGUGUUCACACGGGGAUGUAUUUUACCAACGUGCUAGGAUCUCUCGUACUCUUUGCUUAUUGGAUUUGACAACAGUGGCGCCAGCGGGUUAGUAGAUAGCAUGCUUGCCAUUUGAACCAUGAGAACGUGAAAGUCAAUUUGUAACUGCCAGCAGGUUACAAAAAGGAUAUGAUCUCACCACUACAGAAGACGUACAGGACACUUUUUCCCAAAGGGAAUGCUAACUUAUACAGUAUUGUUUUCAAAUUUGAUGCAGGUUUUUCAUUGAGAUACCAAUUGUAAAAUGUUAUGGGUUCUCUUUGGAUGGCCUGUAAUCUGAGUCGAUGAAAGUGUGUAUAAGAACAAGACACUUCAGUAUACUUUAGUAACAUACUCAAAAAGCAAAAAAAAAAUGUCAACACUUUAAUAUGAUCUUUUUGAAAUGUUUAUACUUCAAGGCUUCAAGCAUUUAAGGCUUGAAUUUUUUUUUCAAGCCUUCAACUUACAGAAUACUGUCAUUGUCUUGCCGUUUGAUGCUUUCUACUUUCUAGUAACAUACUAACGUGGGUUCAGUGGGUUGAAAUGUUGAAUACAUCAUUU